AGGAUAUGCUAAAAAAAUGGACAACUCUCUUUCACUUUCAUUCAGCAAAGCUUCUCUAAAUUCUGCAAUGACGGACCUGCUUCCAACGCUGAAAACAACUUAGAACGCUAUAGGAAACAUGGCAUCUAUUAAUCAAUAGGUCUGAUCAUUCUUAUUAUGUCAAACUAAUGACGUUCUACGUGAACAUUUAAUUAACCAUUUUUAACUUUAUUUAUUUGAUUUACCUCCAAACAAAAGUGAAAGUAACUUCACUGUAUAACAGCCUAACAUUUUAACUGUCUCUAAAUUGGUUUCGAGCGUGGUCAUUAAUUACAUUCUGAAAUUAGGGGUCUAUUCUGUAUAUUUAUGAAAGGUCAGUAAUUACUGUUGAAUAAAAAACUACUGGAAAGAUGCUUGAAAUCCUGCUUUUUGGAUAUUUGAUUACAUGCGUUUCUGGCCAGGGAGGAGCAGAUGUGGUGCUGUCCUGUUCUCUGGUGGAGGAGGGUAGUGGGAUGGGGGGAAUGGGAGGUGGGGCUCUCUUCAGCCGCACCCCAGCAAUGCUUGUCCUCAGAGACCUGGCCGUGACCCCUGAUCUUUCACCUGAUACUCUGACCCCCUUCAACCCUCCUGCUGUCCCCGAUCCUGAUAACAUCAUCUUGGAGGCUAAAGUUGAGUCUCCUGAGAUCCCAGAGGCAGACCUGCUGCUCCACGCUGACUGUAACGAACAGGAAGUGACAUGUGAGAUCAGCCGCUACUUCCCUCGUAAUGCCAAGGAGGGCUCCACAGAACCAGCCUAUUUCAUUGGCUCCUUGCAGAUAGAGGGGGGUGGGCUCAGCCUCACAUUGAUCCUGCAGACACUGCCACUGGACCAAUCAGAUCGUCCAGCUCUCAUGCAGAGCAAACUGGAACUCCCCCUAAGCCAAUCAGGAACUUUGCUGACUGAGGUGGUGUUCCUGGUGUUCUCUCGCUCUGAGUCCCACUCCGCUCCUCUAGGGGGCGUGGCCCUCCUGGACUGUGGCUUCAGGCAGCAGGCCCCACCCCCAGGGUGGGAGCUGGGGCUUGAGUGGCGGCUGCAGCACAGAGGAAGUGGGAGGAAAGUGCUGGAGAUUAGGGCGGGGCAGACGGAGACAGAGGAGGGGCCAGCAGUACACGUGGAGAGGGAGGGUUCGAGUGUGGAUGCCGCCCUGCUGGUGGGGCAGGGUAAUGCGUCUCUGACUCUGGCCAGACUGAAGGUAUCUGACGAGGGGACCUACAUCUGCACCGUCAGCACUGGACUGUACCAGGCCCAGCAGGUCAUACAGCUACACGUCACACAACCUCCUCGUGUUUCUCUCUCUGAGGAGAAGCUGGUAUUUCGGGAUGAGUUGCCCCAGAAACUGAGCUGCCACUGCAAGAACUACUACCCUCUGGAUGUCCAGAUGGAGUGGAUCUCCGUCUCCUCUACAGACUCAGAGCCUAGCGUCCUAUCAGACCAGGUGUCUCUCUCCAGCCAUCGGCAGCACAGCGACAGGACCAUGUCCAUCUCCUCCCACCUCACCCUGCACCCCUCCACCUUCCCCCCUGGAACCACGGUCACCUGCAGAGUGACCCACCCGGCCCUGGACACACCCCUCUCCCUCAGCCUGACAGUAGAGACACCUGAGCCAGAUUCCUACUGGAUGGUCCUGGGUUUUCUGGUUAUCACCGUUCUGUUCUUCUACCAAGUGAUGAAAUAGAGGCACAGUACCUGAAGCUGUUGAAAACCAAUAUCUUAAGAGUUGCUGUAAUGUGAAUUACUGUUGUACUAUAAACAGUUGUACAUUUUCGUCAAAUAAAUGUUUUCUUUAAUAGUA
This is a messenger RNA of Salmo salar (Atlantic salmon), 1811 nucleotides long. RefSeq names its product TAP binding protein like (gene tapbpl). NCBI's taxonomy places the organism in Eukaryota, Metazoa, Chordata, Actinopteri, Salmoniformes, Salmonidae. The record is from RefSeq and is a predicted model, not a curated record. Gene Ontology annotation, biological process: antigen processing and presentation of endogenous peptide antigen via MHC class I. Gene Ontology annotation, cellular component: membrane.